AUGCUGCAUUGCAUUAUCUGCCCUGGACAACCUCGAUUCAGCGACGUCUCCCACUUGCUGACCCAUGUCGCUUCCAAGGCUCAUUUGUCCUAUUACUUCAAGCUUCAAGUCCGCAGCGUCGGCGAGGCUCAAGCCAAUGAGCUACUUGCAGAGUACGAUCAUUGGUAUUGUACCAAUAGUCUCGCCCAGUUGCUGUCCGACAGGAUGACGUCCAAGGAAGACCGAAAGAAAAAGAGAAAAACCCAGCCCCAGAAGACGGUCGGUUCCAGGAUUGAGCAUACGCAGAGAAGAUCGCGACGCUCGAACCCAAAAAAUCUCCUUUCCCCUGAAGCUCCUGCUUUCCCCGACUUCCUGGAUCCUCGCCUGGUGGACUCUCCAGAACAAGUGAAGUGGGAUUCAAGCACCCAGGAUUCGUCAUUGAAUCUGAAAUCUGCCACUCCGCUUACGUCUGCGGAGACCGAUGCCAAUGCCACCAUGCAAAUGGGUCUUAACUUCGGGCUGGUUUCAACGCCGCCAAUGCGUACUGUGACACAAGUGGAACAUGGACACAACCGUGGAUGUGCAAAUAUGAGCUAUGCCAUUUUGCCGGAAACACCGAAACGCCUUCGAGCCAGAGGCAGACCGAGUGCAAUUUCUUUGGCCAUGGGCCGCAACAUAUCGGAUCCUUUCGUUGAUGAGAUGCGUACUGAAGUAUCGGACGAGAUCGAUGCUGACAAGGAUCGGGCAGAUGAAAUGGCCAGACUUAAGGGUAUUCUGUGGCCAGGAAUGGACAUAUUUGAUUCAGCGACCCAGCAGAUGCGACGCAAGCGCAAUCAGAAAAAGGACCGGGGUGUGUUGGAGAUGAUGGAGUUGACAUCGUUGCAGGUGGAGCCCACUGAGCUCAUAUUCUCCCCAACGGGGGUCUUCCGGAAGCAACGCGUGAUAUCUGGCAAUGUUGAAGAUGAUACCCCUCUGAAAGGAGAGACGCCCAUCCCAAAAAGGCGCAUUUCACGUCCUAAGAAUGGAGUCCUCCGCCAGGCUGACCCCAACUUGCCUCGCGCUCAAGACAGGAAGCGCGCUAAGAAGAGUGUGAACAACAACCGCAACAGGAAGGAAUUGGAAACCUUCGAUACCAAUGAUACAUCCCCUUGCCCGUUUGCUGGGGGUUUGAAGGGCCUCAACCCAUCAUACGAUGAUGAUAGUGAGAUUGGUCUCGCUAUGCAAGCGUUUGGAAAACGACGCGGUAAUGGUUUUACCAUCUUUGCAGAUGGAGAUGGACCAGCACUAGAAUGCAACGACCGAUCCGGGUACGGCGAUGUUCCACGGGACAAUUUGACUCCAGCACGUUUGAUUCUGAACCACAAAUCGGACGUUAACCAUGUGGCAAAGCCUCGUCAAACUGCUCAAGACAAGGAAAACAUCGAGCCGAUCAUGAACGCCCAGCGCCGAAUAGAUUUUCAGGAUUGGCAUUCACCCUUCCCCAGACAAAUUGAAACUGACAAUGCCGGCUACACACCUCGAUUCUACUAUGAUGAGCCGCCGUACGGCAAUCUUGGGUCUGAUGGAUCCGACAAGACUGGACAUCGAUCCAACCCUCUGCUGGCCCCGAGCUCAAAGUUGGGAUACUACCAGGCAAGCCCAUAUGGGAAUGACAUGACGAUGAACCCCAGUGACUGGACAACCACUCACAUGCAACACCGUGCGGUGUCUUCUGAGGCGACUAUCUCCGAGCAGGAUCAGCAUGACCUUGCCCGCCUUUAUUUGGCCACCAAUGCCGACUAG
Molecule: messenger RNA, 1761 nt
Organism: Penicillium pulvis
Lineage: Eukaryota; Fungi; Ascomycota; Eurotiomycetes; Eurotiales; Aspergillaceae
Exons: 1
Coding region: 1-1761 (586 amino acids)
Source: RefSeq, a predicted model, not a curated record